This is a messenger RNA of Paramecium pentaurelia, 513 nucleotides long. The record is from the annotation of a GenBank genome assembly. Lineage: Eukaryota; Ciliophora; Oligohymenophorea; Peniculida; Parameciidae.
AUGGAUGUGGUUUAAAUGAAGAAAACAUCAAUUCAAAAAGACUUGAUGAUUGUAAAUUAGGAUUAGCAUAAUAAAAAUAUAUUAAAUUAUUAGGAGCUAAUGAUAAAUAAAUUGAAAUCAUUUGCUCUUAAUCUCUAUAUUAAAUUAGAAUUUUAUUUGAAUUAAAAAUAUUUUAUUUUAGAUACAGCAGAUAUUAUGGGAGAUGAUAUUCAGUUUUUAAUUUUUAGUUAGUAUUUACUUCUUGAAUUUCAAAAUAUAUAUUAUAUGCCACUAAUAGUAAAAUUAAAAUAUUCCAUCAUCAUAUCUCUAAAAAUUAUGUCAUCAUUUAAUAAUUACUCUGAAAAUUAUUUGAAUUAUCUUCUUCAUAAACAUCUUUAUAAUCUAUUAGCGGUAAAUAUGAAGAAAAUAUAGAAGAAAUAGGGAUUGCAGCAGAAAAAUAAUAAUUAUCUUAAUUUUUUGAAGAUUAUUUAGAAUAAACAAAUAUAAAAAUUUAAUUAAUACAAGAAAUUGUGA